Messenger RNA from Culex quinquefasciatus (southern house mosquito), 459 nucleotides. RefSeq lists its product as uncharacterized. Lineage: Eukaryota; Metazoa; Arthropoda; Insecta; Diptera; Culicidae. Gene Ontology annotation, biological process: mitochondrial electron transport, cytochrome c to oxygen. The transcript has a single exon. The coding region runs from base 1 to 360 and encodes 119 amino acids. The record is from RefSeq and is a predicted model, not a curated record.
AUGUCACUUCCGGCAAAGAUGGCUCUGGUCCGCACCCUCGUCAACCCAAAGGCUCCGUGUCUGCUGGCCAUUCAGCGUAGAACCUUUUUCGCUAAAAAGUGCCCCCAAAAGGUGGAUCCCUGCCAAGGAGGGGGAGGAGGAGCGGAAGGUGGAGCAGCGGCGGGCUCGGCAAACGAAAUUCCCGUCGGAUACAAGCUGCUGAAGGAGACUCAGGCCAAGUUCCAGCUUAAGGACGGACUUCCGAUUUGGCUCAAGGGUGGCCCGAACGAUCGGAUGAUGUACCUGUCGACGGUGGGCUUGGCGCUGGUAGGACUCGGCGGAUCGGUGCUGUUCAUCGCAAACAUGAUUCUCACGACUUGAAGAAAACAUUUUUUUCCUGCUUUUAUUCGGGACGAAUUUUCGUGUGUCGCUUAUAAAUAAAUAAACUCUCAAUAAAUAAUUCUUAUCACAAUCUGGAAA